Messenger RNA from Volvox carteri f. nagariensis, 409 nucleotides. RefSeq lists its product as uncharacterized. The transcript is spliced from 4 exons. Lineage: Eukaryota; Viridiplantae; Chlorophyta; Chlorophyceae; Chlamydomonadales; Volvocaceae. The coding region runs from base 1 to 402 and encodes 133 amino acids. The record is from RefSeq and is a predicted model, not a curated record.
AUGCUCAGCCAACAGGCUGCUAAGGUCCGUGCAUCGAUCGGUGACGAAGAACUACGCAAGAGCUACGACGGCUUUGACGAUGUGACAAGAAGUGGCGUGUUCGGUCUGCAGUCUCAGCAGCUGGAGGAGCGUGUGCUUCGUGAGAUUGGUCCAGGCUUCUUUGACUCGGCCGAUUUCGAGGUGCUGCAGCUGCUGGGUAGGAUCAGUGUCAUGCGGACACACGCGCACACAUUGGCUUUCGGGAGCCCUACAGGAUUUAAAAAGGGCCAGGCGGAUGACCUCCGAGGAAAUCCGUCUGUCCGCAAGUGGUUCCAUCCAUCAUCCGCGGGCGGGGGCCCGCCCAGGGUGAGGAUGCCGUCAGGCCUUCCGUCCAACAAGAAGUGUCUACCCUGCACCUCAUGAACAGCAU